ACAACAUUUUCUCACCUCUUUCUUUUCCUUAAAACCCUCUUCUCUUCACUCCCCAAGAAAACUGAUACACAUAUACAUACAAACACACUAAAACAAACUCACUUUCAAAUCACUUUCGAUCUUCUUUUUAGUGGGCAGUUCAUUUUUCGUUCGUUAGAUUCACAAAAAAACAAAAAGAUUUGAUCUUUUCUCAGCAAAGAAUGGGAGCUAAGUGCUCCAGAUUAUCACUCUGUUGGUGGCCAUCUAAUCUCAAAUCAAAUCUCAACGAUAUUUCUGACCUUGACAAUGGUGAGCUGCUUCCUGGGUUUAAGGAGUUCAGUUUAGAGCAACUUAGAGCUGCUACUUGUGGCUUUAACAGUGAUAAUAUAGUGUCUGAACAUGGUGAGAAGGCUCCAAAUGUGGUUUAUAAAGGCAGAUUUCAAGAUGAUGAUCGUUGGAUUGCUAUCAAAAGAUUUAAUAAGUCUGCUUGGCCUGAUUCUCGCCAGUUUCUUGAUGAAGCUAGAGCUGUAGGGCAGUUGAGAAAUGAGAGAUUGGCUAAUUUGAUUGGGUGUUGCUGUGAAGGUGAUGAGAGAUUGUUGGUGUCUGAGUUUAUGCCUAAUGAGACUCUCUCUAAGCAUCUUUUUCAUUGGGAAAACCAGCCUAUGAAAUGGGCAAUGAGACUGAGAGUGGCUAUCUAUCUGGCUCAAGCCUUGGAAUAUUGUAGCAGCAAAGGAAGGGCAUUGUAUCAUGACCUUAAUGCAUAUAGAAUUUUGUUUGACCAGGAUGGUAAUCCAAGGCUUUCCUGCUACGGCCUAAUGAAGAAUAGCCGGGACGGCAAGAGUUAUAGCACAAACUUGGCUUUCACCCCACCUGAGUACUUGAGAACUGGAAGAGUCAUACCAGAGAGCGUGGUUUACAGCUUUGGCACACUAUUGCUUGAUCUUCUGAGUGGCAAACACAUACCCCCAAGCCAUGCACUUGAUCUCAUACGCGGAAAGAAUUUUUUGAUGCUGAUGGACUCAUGUUUGGAGGGUCAUUUUUCAAAUGAUGAUGGAACUGAAUUAGUGCGAUUAGCUUCACGCUGUUUACAAUACGAACCUCGUGAGAGGCCAAAUGCAAAGACUCUUGUCAUUUCUCUUACUCCCCUUCAAAAGGAAACGGAGGUCCCAUCGCAUGUUUUGAUGGGUAUUCCACAUGGAGCUCCAUCCACAAAGCCGACAAUAUCAUUGACGCCUCUAGGUGAAGCUUGUUCGAGAUUGGAUCUUACUGCAAUACAUGAGAUUCUCGACAAGGUCGGAUAUAAAGAUGACGAAGGAAUUGCAAAUGAGCUAUCCUUCCAAAUGUGGACAGAUCAAAUACAGGAAACACUUAACUGUAAGAAACGCGGAGAUGCUGCAUUUCGAACUAAAGACUUUGCUACAGCCAUUGAUAAUUAUACACAAUUUAUCGAUGGCGGGACUAUGAUAUCACCAACCGUAUUUGCAAGACGGUGCUUGUGCUACUUGAUAAGUGAGAUGCCACAGCAAGCACUUGGAGAUGCAAUGCAAGCUCAAGCAGUAUCUCCUGACUGGCCCACUGCGUUUUAUCUGCAAGCGGCUGCACUCUUCAGCCUUGGGAUGGACAGUGAUGCACAAGAAACUCUAAAAGAUGGCACCACCUUGGAAGCUCAAAAACAUAAGAAUUGAAGUCUGCAAGUGUAUAGUUCUUUAAAAUGAAAAAAAGAAAAGAAAAAAAGAAUUAUUUAUUUGUUUAAAUACUUAUUGUAUCCAUCUUUGCUUAUUUAUCUGGCAUUUUGAGUUUUUGCA
Molecule: messenger RNA, 1784 nt
Organism: Mercurialis annua (annual mercury)
Lineage: Eukaryota; Viridiplantae; Streptophyta; Magnoliopsida; Malpighiales; Euphorbiaceae
Product: serine/threonine-protein kinase BSK5
Exons: 10
Coding region: 201-1664 (487 amino acids)
Biological process (GO): protein phosphorylation; brassinosteroid mediated signaling pathway
Molecular function (GO): protein kinase activity; ATP binding; protein binding
Source: RefSeq, a predicted model, not a curated record